AUGCCGUCACUUUCGAUAGUCAGAAGUUUGAUGGCCAUUGUGGCCCUGCUAGAAACUGCAUCGGCGGCCUGUACCCGUGAGGGUCUUCUCGCCUCCGCGCAAUCCUACAUCGAUGCGCAAAAGGCCGGCAACACCACUGCGCUCAAGCUCUCACCAACCUUCAAGUAUCAACAGAACAACAAAGAGCGCGCCCUCUCAGCUGGUCUCCUCGCCACACCCUUCAAGCUCGACCUGGUCCGUUCCACUGCCGACACGGUCGCAUGCGCCUCCUACACAAUGUGGAUUAGCUCCGCGGGCAGCAAACCGUACGUUGUCGGGACCCAAAUUCGCCAUGACGGCAACGAUACUUCCACCAUCACCCUCAUCGACACUAUUGCAGCUACCACUGGUGAUCUCUUCUUCAACGCGCCCAAGACGCUGGGAUAUAUCCAGAAAGAAGAUUGGAGUCCGAUCAACAACACCGCGUCAAUGCCGUCGCGAGAGCUUCUGAAGAAAGUUGGCAAUGGCUAUCUGGAUAUGUGGACGGAUCCGAAGGCUGCGGAUAGUAUUCCGUGGGGCACGGACUGUGAGAGGGUCGAGGGGAGUCAGUAUACGAAUCCUUGUGGGAAGAACUUGCCGCAUGGCGGAAGCUCGAAGCCGAAUGGCAUGAGGCGAUAUGUCAUUGAUGAGGUGCAGGGUAGCGUUGAUGUUCUGUGCCAAUUUGACAGCUUAGGCACGAUGCCGGAUUCGCACGAAAUCAGAGUCAUCGACGGAAAGGUGAAGUAUGUGCACACAAUCACUGCGCUGAAGAUCGGUUGA
Messenger RNA from Paraphaeosphaeria sporulosa, 798 nucleotides. RefSeq lists its product as uncharacterized. The record is from RefSeq and is a predicted model, not a curated record. Lineage: Eukaryota; Fungi; Ascomycota; Dothideomycetes; Pleosporales; Didymosphaeriaceae. Bases 1 to 798 code for a protein of 265 amino acids. The transcript has 2 exons.